GAACUCCCACAAUGCACCUUGUAUCAACACGGCACUGGUGGCGGCUUCGAGGAGGGGCAGGGAGCGCCCAGGGGACCGGCACGCAGCCCGAGGGUUAUCAGGCGGGGCCCGGGUGUUGAGGGGCGACUGGCAGCCAUGGCGGAGUCGGAGCCUACUCGGCACAGGAGGAAACGCCGCUCCACACCUUUGACUCCUUCCAUGUUGCCCCCACAAGAGACAGAGAAAAGCUCCUAUUUGCAAACCACAGAGAUCUCACUGUGGACCGUGGUGGCCGCCCUUCAGGCCGUGGAGAAGAAGGUGGAUGCCCAGGCCGCCCGGAUACAGAGCCUGGAGGGGCGGACGGGCACCGCCGAGAAGAAGCUGGCGGACUGCGAGAAGACGGCCGUGGAGUUCGGGAACCAGCUGGAGGGCAAGUGGGCCGUGCUGGGGACCCUGCUGCAGGAGUACGGGCUGCUGCAGAGGCGGCUGGAGAACAUGGAGAACCUGCUGAGAAACAGGAACUUCUGGGUGCUGAGGCUGCCUCCGGACAGCAAGGGGGAGGCCCCCAAGGUGCCCAGGUCACUUGAAAACGAUGGAGGGUGCUUUUCGGAGCAGGAGUGGGAGAAUCUGGAGGACUGGCAGAAGGAGCUUUACAGAAAUGUGAUGAAGAGCAACUACGAGGCCCUGGUCUCUCUGAAGGUUCUUGGCCCGCCAGAAGAAGAAGCGGAGUUGGGUACAGGGAUGCUGGGUGACUUGGAGGAGGAAGGCCCUGGUGAUGUCCACCCAGCAGAAGGGGUUAUGAUCAAGCAGGAGAUACAGUAUACUCAGGAAGGCUCUGCGGAUCUUCCUGGAGAAUUCUCAGGCAUUGCAGAAGAGCACGCUUUCCUGAGCCCAGAACAUACUGAACUCUGGGGUGGUCAGGGUAGUUCUGUCUUCUUGGAUCCAGGCCCUGGAGACACUAAUCUGGAGGAUCCCAUCGAGGGCGGUAGAGACUCUGGCAGUGGCGGCACUCUGGGCUGCCCCCCGAAGCAGGAGCCUAGUAGGCAGGUACAGCUGGAACAGCAGUGUGGCCAGGGCGUAAAGCUGAAAAGGGAUGCUUCUGGCCCUUAUGAAUGCUCCGAGUGCGAGGUCAGCUUCCGCUAUAAGCAGCAGCUAGCCGCGCAUCUGCACACCCACUCGGAGUCGGGCAUGGCCUCGGAGCCAGAGGAGAGCCUUAGACCCAGGCCACGACUUAAGCCCCAGUCCAAGAGGGCAAAGCUGCAUCAGUGUGACGUGUGCAUGCGGAGCUUCAGCUGCAGGGUGAGCCUGGUAAUCCACCAGCGCUGCCACCUGCAGGACGGGCCCAGUGCUGGCCACUCUGUCCAGGAGAGGUUCUCGCCCAACAGCCUGGUUGCCCUGCCCGGCCACAUCCCUUGGAGGAAAAGCCGGAGUUCCCUCCUCUGUGGUUACUGUGGCAAGAGCUUCAGCCACCCAUCUGAUCUGGUGCGGCACCAGCGCAUCCACACGGGCGAGCGGCCCUACAGCUGCUCAGAGUGUGAGAAGAGCUUUGUCCAGAAGCAGCACCUUCUGCAGCACCAGAAGAUCCACCAGCGGGAGCGGGGCGGGCUGACCCUGCAGCCGGGAAGGCCCAACGGCCUGCUUUAAGGGUGCCGGCCCCUCGUCUGUCUGGGGGGCGAAGGGGCUGGCAUCGGUCCCCCUGAAGAGACACUGUGCAGAGUCAGGGACUGACUUCUUCCUGAGGGGAGUCGCGUUGAUUUGCCUUCCCUUGGCCAAGCACCAGGCCGAGCCCAGACACUGUGCUGAAAACUGUGGAGGAGGAGGAGUCGGGGGCCGCGCCUCUCCCUGCCGUCUCUACCCUGCUGUGGAGCUUGCUGUCUCGGGCACCUUCACGUCUCUGGUUUUCUCAUCCGGGCUGAUACUCGUGGGCUGGGGUUGGCCCUCUGACCCUGCAGGGACCGGUGGCUGCUUCUAGGGCCUGUCCCAGCAUCUCAGGUCUUCCCGGGAGGUUGGGUCAGGUCAGUGGAGCGAGCAGGUGGGCGAAAGUGUUCUGGGAAGCGUAUAACCCUCUCUUUCCUCUUCUUUUGUAGUCUCUUUGUUAAUAACAAGUAGAGGACAUAAUUUAAAUGACUGCUUACCCUGUUCUGAAGGAACUUUUUUGGAAUUAGAUUUUAGUUGAUUUAAAAAAAAAUGCAGUCUGACCUUGUGUUCUAAAUUUCCCGCAUUGUAGAGGUUGUUCCUAACAUGGGGACUGGGCCUGCCCUCUAGGAGGGAUUUGUUUAUGGGGCUCUUCUAGCCCACCCACACUUAGUUAGGCCAGAGAUCAGGGGGCAGAGUGCUGGGCUCCCUGUCGUGGGGGUCCUUGGCAGUCUCACGAGGGGCUACCUGAAGCCAGAGGAGCCAGAGGAGGAGAGCAGUAGGAGUAGACCCCCAAGCCCCUGCUGAGAACAGAGUCCCUCAUGGAGCCAAGAGCUCACUGCUCGGGAAUCCCGGUCUCUCACCGCACCCUCCCUCUUCCCACCUGGUCCUCGCUGGGUUCUGCAGCCGCCCAGGGUAGAAGACUACUUCGUUCCUUAUGGUUGUCUGACUCGUUCCGGUGGGUGUUGGAGUUUGUUCUUACUACACCAGUUGUUGAGAUUGUGCAGAUUACACAUGUUCCAAAUUAGUUCUGGGAUUGACUGUUCCAGAGACGGUGGAGAAAAAGCGCAGAAAUGCUUAUUUCCCAGGAGUGUUGAAUGCUUGCCUCACUGUUGUCUGGGGAGAUGGGAGUGGGCUUCUGGGUCCUAUGUGAGUGUCCCCUUUGAUGAUUUGCAGUUGCCUAGAAUAAAACUUGCUACUAGCAAAAAAAAAAAAAAAAAAAAAAAAAUGCUCACGUUGGAUAUUUUUCUCCCUUUGUCAAGAAUACCGAGAUGGAGGGGCGCCUGGGUGGCUCAGCCAAGCGUCCGACUCUUCAUCUCAGGUCGUGGUCUCAUGGAUCGUGAGUUCAAGCCUCGCUUGAGAUUCUGCCUCCCUCUCUCUUCUCUCUGCCCUUCCCCUGCUCUCUUUGUGUCUCUGUCUCUCUCUCCCUCUCCCUCUCCCUCUCUCCAGACAAACAAACAAUAUGGAAGAGGUGGCUGACCUGGAGCAGUGACAGAGGCAUAAAGUCACAGCCUGACCUGCAUUUUUACUUCAGUUUAGGACAGACGAGAAGAGGGCAUGUACGAGGAUGUUCGUGGGACCUUGUUUGUGAUCGAGGGCCGCACACAGUCUGGGUGUUGGUUGUUGGGAGAUGGAAGGAAGAGAGGGCAGGUAGGGUGUGAUCUCAGGGGGUACUGGGUAGCAGGAAUGUCGGCUUGGAUAUGCAUGUGGCCACAUUGGUGGUUGAUGUUAAACAUGCAGUGCCGAGUGGGAAAAUGUAAGCAACUGGACGAGAUCUAUGACAAUACCAUUUAUAUGAAAUGCACGUACACAAAACAUUUUGUAAGAACACCUGGAAACCAAAAGUGACACCUUAAAGGCAUUACAGUUGCCUAUGGGAGCGGUGAGAGGGACGUGGAGAUAAAAAGGAAUAAAUAAAUAGAUAAAAAUAAACGCAGGUCGCUGUAAGGUAUGGGACUGGCUUGGUGUAGAAAUUGAACAUGAAGGGAACGCAGGCGCCGUGUUCGGCUGAGGUGUCGGGCUUCGUUAUAUGUAGGAAAACCUCUGGAGCUACUCCAGGUUCCUUCUAUAGGCUCCUGCCCCCAAGCUUUUUUGCAUCCUGGAUUCCCCUAAAUCCCAUCCUUGAAUAUCCUUACCUGCCAGUUGAGUGUCUUAAUGUGACCAGUCUUUGGCAUUGUGGGGAGAAAAACAAAGGACAGGAUAGGAUUCUGGUUCUCUGGCAGUGUUUAAGUUUUCCCUGAGGCAGGAGAACAAUUUAUCAGGCCUUUGGACUACUGUAAUAAUGGCUGAUAAUUGCUGAGCCCUCAUGUGUGAGGCACUCUUUUAAAAGUGAACUCAGCCCUCACACCAGCCUCUUGGGGGGUACGAUUAUACCCCGUUUCACAUCUCGCGUUCUGCGAGAUGAAGUGACCGGCGGAGGUUGCUGGCAACCCAGGCCAUCUUGCCUCAGAGCCCAUACGCUUGACCACGGGUGCUUCUGGUUGACCGUAACCAGGCACCUCGGGUCCAGGCUGGGUUCUGAGUCUUUGUUACCCAAAGCGUGGGUUCUGCACCAGCGGCAUCGGCAUGGCCGGGGAGCUUUGUAGAAAUGCAGACUCAGACCCACCGAAGCCGAGUCUGCAGGUUUUAACAAGAUCUCCGGGUCUGUGUCUGCGUCUGUGUCUGCGGUGCCUUCUUGAGUGUGAUAGAAAAUACCAACCUUUUGCCGGCUCUGCUAGGUGCCGGGAGGGAAACGGGAAAUGGAGCUGUCGGAAGGACAAGGAUGAUCAAGUUAGGAAAUUUUAAAUCGACAAUAAGGAAGAAUUAAAUGCCGAACGUUAGUGACUCUCAUCUGUCCUGUCUUCUCUCCUUCCUUUCCUACAGAUUAGGGUCCCGAUUGUUGCCCACCUAAACUGUCCGGUAGCCUAACUGCUCUCCGGCCCUUCACCACAUCCUUUAUGCUACCAGAGUCAUUGUCCUGGCACACGAAUUGGAGAAGGGCUUUCCUCCAAGACAAAGAGCCGGCUUUUUAGUGUAGAACUUACACUUUGACCGCCUAGAACCUAACCUGCUCCGAGCUUCUUCCCCUUUCACUCUCUAAAGUAUCCUUGCUGCUGCCACAUUGGGCUGCCUGCCACUUAGUGAAUAAGCUGUGCCUUCCAUUUUCCAGGAAUUCCCUUCUUUGUGAACCAAAUACUAUUUAUUUUUCGCUGCUCAGUUUAAAUUUUUUUUUUUUUAAUGUUUAUUUUUGAGAAAGAGUGAGACAGCGCGAGCAGGGGAGGGCCAGGGAGAGGGAGACACAGAAUCCAAAGCAGGCUCCAGGCCCCGAGCUGUCAGCACAGAGCCCGACGCGGGGCUGGAACCACGAACCGGGAGAACAUGACCUGAGCCGACGUCGGACGCUCCACCGACUGAGCCACCCAGGCGUCCCUCGCUGCUCAGUUCAUAAGCCCCCUUGUGUGAACGCUUCCCUCAUGUGUUUCUUUUAUUCCACAAAUCUAUAUCACACCUGUCAUCUAGGCACUUUUAUUUUUAUUUAUUUUUUUUAAUUUUUUUUUUUUUUUGAUGUUUAUCUUUGAGACAGAGAGAGAGAUGAUGUGAGCGGACAAGGGGCAGAGAGAGAGGGAGGCAGAGAAUCUGAAGCAGGCUCCAGGCUCCGAGCUGUCAGCACAGCCCGACGAACAGCUGGAAGUCAGACGCUCAACCCACUG
Molecule: messenger RNA, 5303 nt
Organism: Acinonyx jubatus (cheetah)
Lineage: Eukaryota; Metazoa; Chordata; Mammalia; Carnivora; Felidae
Gene: ZNF212
Product: zinc finger protein 212
Exons: 5
Coding region: 136-1623 (495 amino acids)
Biological process (GO): regulation of DNA-templated transcription
Source: RefSeq, a predicted model, not a curated record